Molecule: messenger RNA, 567 nt
Organism: Penicillium lagena
Lineage: Eukaryota; Fungi; Ascomycota; Eurotiomycetes; Eurotiales; Aspergillaceae
Exons: 2
Source: RefSeq, a predicted model, not a curated record
ACACAAUAUAUUGCCUACAUUUUCUAUGCGCUCUCGGUUGUAUCCAUCAAGGUAUUGCUUAUUGCUAUACUGCUUCGAAUCUUUGCCGUACGAACGAUGAUGGCACGAUUUAUGAUUGGCUUGCUUAUAUUUAUCCUGGCCUAUUACACUGCGGUCAUAUUUGUCCGGAUAUUUCUAUGUACUCCAAUCUCAGCUUACUGGAUACCGAACACCGGUCAAUGCGUCGAUCUUCGUGCUCUCUUCACUGUCGACUCCUUUGUCAGCCUGUUUACCGACGCCGCAAUCCUUGUCCUACCCAUCGUUUUAACAUGGUCACUCCAGUUACGAAUGACUCAAAAAAUUAAAGUUGUGGCUAUCCUUGGAGCCGGCGGGGUAGCUACACUAACGAAUGUCUAUAGAAUAUGCCUGUUAUUCAAUUCUUGGACAAAUCUCGAUAGCACGACCCUUAUUACAAGAGUUGAAUUUGCUGGUAACGCUGAGGUUACGAUCGGUUUCAUUUGUACCUGUAUACCUUCUAUUAACGCGUUGUUUUUCCGAACACGGCAACCUAUCUCUGACUCAUCUUGA